AAAGGAUACAUUGUGUUGUUUCUUCAAUAGCACAGAGGUACUGUUACCGUGAUUGCUAUUUCAUUCUCUGUGGUUCUGAUAGGUUAAUUGUGGGGAAAAAUGUAUGGAUCUAUUGUAAAUUGAAGGGGACAAACCAUGCAUCACAUUGGAAAAAAAAAGCAACUAGCCUUUGUCUGAUCUUGCUGGGCUGAGUCAGCUGAUCUGAUCUGAAUUUCUGACCUAAUUUUAGUAGAGUACUUAGUGAUCAUGCAGAGAAAAUAAGGUUAACAUGCUGAUCAGUUAGCUGGGAGUAAGCCAUGGUAAAUAUUAGUGCGUAUACAUUUAAAGCCUAAUUUUUAGGCCCUCUUUCUUCCUUCCUUUAUUUGUCUGGACUUACUUACUUGAUCGUUGUCUGUUCAGGAGGCUGUGUCCAGACCAAGACAAUACACUGGCGUGUUGCCCACAGAGCUUAUAAAUUGCAAAUAAAGUUACGAAGCAGCAUUAGUUUCACUGGGAGUAAGCUGCAGUACUGUGAGAUGUACAUUUGCGAUGAUACAGUAUCUGCCGUAGGCAGUGUUUCUGGGAACAGAAGGUAGGUUUGGCUCUGCUGUUCUGGGUGCCAGGGAAAAGGUGAGAAUUUUGAGUUUACUUAAGGCACCUCUUAUUAUAAGCAGUUGCUUCCUUACUCAUCCUUAACUGAAAUACAUAUAUUUAAAUACUUUGCAUCUAUUAUAUUUAGUCUUGUGUGAUACUUCCUUGGUGACUUUUUCUAAAAUCGUAUAAGUACAAAGCCUUAGUAAGAAAUAAUGAACCCUUCCUCCUCCUCCUCUGUCUCGUAAGGCUGAAGCAUGUUGCAUUAAUCAUAGGGAGUGGCAGGGGUUGCACACUUUCACAGGAGAUGCAUGCUUUCAAAGUUUUGGCUUCUAGUUUUUAGGUAUCAUUUGAGAUCCUGUUUCUACUGGGGGAGUUGACAUUUUGAUUUGUAAUACUACAAAAAUGUGUCUGCUCUAGUGUGAAGCUGGUGGUGUCAGUAGGCAUGCAUUUCUGCCUGCCAAAUCUUGGAUGUCGCCACCAAAAUAUUUCUGCUUCUGAUGGUUUCCCUGACUCCUAGCUCAUUCCCAGCACCUAAAUGGCUCUGUGCAAAGCCUUGUUUCUGCUUGUUGAGGGAAGUAUCCAGACAGAUGCCGUCAAGAGGAGGAGCUUUUAGGAGCACUGUUUGUGCUAAAGCUAGCAGAAAUGGGCCAGCCAGCCAGUGGCAGAGUUAAGCUCUUGUAAUAAAGAAGGAAUUGUAAUGAGCAGCUGUCAUCCUAACCUCUCCUUUCCAUGGCAACUCAAAUAUUGAAGAAGACUAACCCAUGGGCAAAACAUAGGUGGAGAAGUAGUGAGAGGAAAUGAAGGAAGCUACGUGGGGAAGCAUUUCCGCAUGGGAUUUAUGACAAUGCCUGCUCCUCAGGACAGAUUGCCACAUCCUUGUUCCAGUGGCUUUGCCGUGAGAUCCCAGUCUCUUCAUUCUGUUGGAGGAACUGACGAUGAAAGUAGCAGCUCUCGCAAGCAGCCACCACCUAAACCUAAGCGAGAUCCCAACACCAAACUGAGCACCUCAUCUGAAACAGUCAACACUGGAACAACAAGUAAGAGUGGGAAACUACCGGAUAGGACUGAAGUGUCAGCCAAACCAAGACCUCACAGUGAUGAAUAUACAAAGAAGAUUCCACCUCCUAAACCGAAACGAAAUCCAAACACUCAGCUAAGCACAUCUUUUGAUGAAACUUAUAUCAAAAAGCAUGGCCCUAUGAAGACACCACUCACUAGGGAUGCCUCCUUGUCACAGGUCAGCAGUCCUGCCCCAGACACAGAGGAAGAAGAGCCUGUAUAUAUCGAAAUGGUUGGGAAUAUACUCAGAGACUUCAAAAAAGAUGAGGAUGACCAAAGUGAAGCAGUCUAUGAGGAGAUGAAAUACCCUAUAUUUGAUGACGUAGGCCAAGAUUCAAAAUGUCAAUGUGAAUAUGACCAUCACACUUGUUCUUCUCAGUGUGCUACUCCCACAGUGCCUGACCUAGAUUUCACCAAGUCUUCAGUGCCAUCUACUCCCAAGGGCUUGCUUUGUGAUAUACCCCCACCAUUUCCAAAUCUGCUUUCUCACAGACCUCCACUGCUGGUGUUCCCGCCAGCACCAGUGCAGUGUUCCCCAAAUUCUGACGAGUCUCCUCUAACUCCGCUAGAGGUCACAAAGCUUCCCGUUUUAGAAAAUGUGUCUUACAUCAAACAACAAGCUGGAGCUUCUCCAUCUUCAUUGCCACCUCAUACAGCAGGCCAUCAAAAACUGGAGAAAGAGCAGACAGUAUCUCAUGGAACUAGCACUCCUGGGCACACCUCCUCACCUCCUCAUCCUUCUACCUUAUACAGAACACAGUCUCCACAUGGUUAUCCUAAAAGUCACUCUGCCUCACCCUCUCCUGUCAGUAUGGGUAGGUCUCUUACCCCUUUAAGCCUCAAAAGACCUCCACCUUAUGACUCUGUACAUUCAGGAAGUCUCUCAAGAAGCUCUCCAUCAGUGCCUCAUUCUACAGCCAGAAAUACAUUGCAAGAGGGAGGAAAGAUGGUAAAUGUCUCGGUCAGUACAUAUGGGUCGUCAUCUCAGAGUGGUUCCCGUUCUCGGACACCUACCAGUCCUCUGGAGGAACUAACCAGCCUCUUCACCUCAGGACGAAGUCUCCUGAGGAAGUCCUCCAGUGGCAGAAGAUCUAAGGAACCUGCAGAAAAACCGCUAGAUGAGCUGAAGAUCAGAAGUCACAGCACUGAACCACUACCAAAGCUGGAAAACAAAGAGAGGGGAGGCCACCAUGGGACAGCUUCCUCCAGGGAGCCAGGGAAAGCUCAGGAAUGGGAUGGAACGCCGGGCCCACCCAUGGUCUCCAGCAGGCUGGGGAGAUCCUCUGUCAGUCCAACCAUGUUGGCUGGAAGCAACAGCUCAGAGCCUAAAGCAAGUUGCAGAUUAGGUCGGUCUGCGUCCACAUCAGGUGUGCCUCCUCCAUCCGUUACUCCGCUCAGGCAAGCCAGUGACCUUCAGCCGAGCCAGGUGACGUGUAUGCAGUGGUUGCAAGGGGACCAUACAAUGCUGGAUAUGAUUGAGAAAAAACGUUGCCUCUGCAAAGAAAUAAAAGCUCGACAGAAAUCAGAAAAAGGACUCUGCAAACAGGACAGCAUGCCUAUUUUGCCGAGUUGGAAAAAGAAUACCGGGACCAAGAAAUACAGCCCUCCUCCUUACUCCAAACAACAGACUGUUUUCUGGGACACUGCAAUUUGACAGGCGUGUGGAGGAUGCCCUCUCCACCAUGUUGCACCAUGCACAGGUAGCCAGCUUUCUUAAUAAGGCAAAGGCUCUAACAUAAGACUUACCUGCAGGUGGUGAACUUCCUAGGAAAAAAAACACCCACACAGUGCUCACCUGUCAAUCAAGAGAGAGAUUUAAGUUUCUGACUGGAUUAAGGCAUACAUAUUUAUCCAGGAUUUUUUUGGAUCCAGAAGAUAUCAGAAUGUAAAUAUUUUGCCGAUAUAUUGAAAACACCCAAACUAAUGACACUGCUUAAAUAUAUAUAUAUAUAUAUUAUCUAUAAAUUCAAAAAAGUUUAUGAAGAAUUUUACUAUAUAAUGUUACUGUUAUACUGUUUUAUUAACUAUUUUCUAUGUGGUAUUCUAACGCUCCCCCCUGACCCCCUUCCCCCCACCAUUUUAUUUCUCUUACCUGCCUAGAUUUGGACUCUGUACAAAAGCAUGUGGUUGUACCUUUUGUUUAACAUGACAAUGUACAAAACAACUUGGUGCUAGGGCUGUAGAAGUUACCUAGAGUUGUGCCCAUUAGACAUCCUUAGCUGUUUUGGGGGAGGGCUGGACAAGGGAGAGAGUUUUGGUGGGAAACAACAAAACUGCAAGCAAUGCAAAUACAAGUGCUCGAUCUGGAUGCCCAAGUUGCAUUUACAACACGAAUUGUUCUGCAUCAGUUUUCUUGUAAUCACAUAAAUUGCCCUUGGUUUUAUCCUCAUCGGUUAUUAAAAUCUCCAGCUAUAAUUUUUUGGCCAAGAAGGGAAACUAAAUUUUCUGCAGAAAAGCCUGCGACAGAAACUCCUCCUUCGUGACCUUCAGCUGGCUAGCGGAGACCAUGGUUCACUGUGACUGAGCAUUGUACAGCCCGUGGCGAGGAGCCCCAGUCGUUAGCAGGUCAAGGCCGUGGCCCUGCAGCCACAGAUCCUGUCCUCAUUUGUCUUUGGUCCAGAAAAUAAAGGUGACAAAACCUGUUUACGUGUUUAGUAGUUUUAAAUCCAGCAACACGUCCUGUGUCAGAUUACCUUGUGUUACCUAUGAAGGCUGGCAUUCAGACCCCCAAAAGCUGGUAGGGAGAUCUCCCUCCGUUUCAUGUGGUUUUGGAGCAGAGGCCAUAUAACCGUCCUCCCAGGUACGCCACGUCGUCUCCCUGGCUGCCUCUGCAAUUGGCUUACAAUCCUGUAUUAUAUCACACCCACUUUAACAGAAUAUUAUGUCAUGACCAAAGAAUUACGACCUCCUGGUUUUAAUGGGAGAAAAAGACGGCUUAUGCUGAUUAUGAGGGUGAAAUCUAUGAGGUGAAAAAUCUUCCAAAAGAAGCUGUUGAGAACGAGGGAAACUUGUACUGCUGUGGAAUUGUGGAAUGGAAAAAAAAA
This is a messenger RNA of Oxyura jamaicensis (ruddy duck), 4676 nucleotides long. RefSeq names its product neuronal tyrosine-phosphorylated phosphoinositide-3-kinase adaptor 2 (gene NYAP2). Bases 1403 to 3286 code for a protein of 627 amino acids. The record is from RefSeq and is a predicted model, not a curated record. The transcript is spliced from 6 exons. NCBI's taxonomy places the organism in Eukaryota, Metazoa, Chordata, Aves, Anseriformes, Anatidae. Gene Ontology annotation, biological process: neuron projection morphogenesis; phosphatidylinositol 3-kinase/protein kinase B signal transduction.